Messenger RNA from Lathyrus oleraceus (garden pea), 860 nucleotides. Its product is annotated as cyclin-H1-1. The record is from RefSeq and is a predicted model, not a curated record. The coding region runs from base 1 to 717 and encodes 238 amino acids. The transcript is spliced from 9 exons. Lineage: Eukaryota; Viridiplantae; Streptophyta; Magnoliopsida; Fabales; Fabaceae.
AUGGAUCGUAACUCAAGAAAAUGCAAGAAAACAGUUCAGAAUUCAGAGGCUUUGAAAAGAAAGUUAAAGUACCCCCUUGCAACUGGUGCAGUUGAAGUACCCAUUGUAACUUGUGCAGUUGAAGUACCCCUUACAAUAAAUGGAACUGAUGUAACUGCCGAGGAUGGAGAUGACAUAUUAACACAAGAAACUACUGCCUUGUUAUGUUAUUCUUGGUUUUUUCAAGCUUCUUUAAGCAAGAUUCCUUGGCAUAUUCCUUUCAGAACUCCUUUGCGAAUUCCUUGUCAAACUCUCUCGGGCUCUCACCCAAUGCCUUCCUAUAUGAGCAUGUAUGUGAGCAUUCAUGCUUUGCAAGAUACGGCAGGGCGGGAAGUUGAUAAAAUGAUGCUUACAGAUGCACCACUCUUAUUUACUCCUGGGCAGUUGGCCUUGACCGCUCUACGUACCUCAAAUGCACUUCAUAAAGUUGUCGACUUUGAUAGUUUCCUGAGCGGUAUUUUUUCCCAUAAGAAUUCUACACACACAAUGGGCGAACUUCUUGAGUCAUUGGAUGCAAUUGAUUCUUGGGUUAGAAAAUACACAAGUCCUUCAGAGAAGGAAUUGAAGCAUAUCGACCGUAAACUGAAGUCUUGUUGGGGUCAUGACGAGGGAAAGAAGAGGGAGAAGAAAUCAAAGCACAAGUCCAGAAAGAGCUCGAAAGAAGCACAAAAUGUGUAGCCUCUUCUCUAGUUUUAUAGAAUUGAACAUGAAGUAUGGGGGGUUGAAGAGCUUGUUUUUUUUUCUUCUAUUGAAAACACCAACAUGAUAGAACAAACCUGGGUCCAUUUUCUUUAGUUAGAAGAAAGGAGGAGAAAAAAAUA